This is a messenger RNA of Colletotrichum phormii, 780 nucleotides long. RefSeq lists its product as uncharacterized. Lineage: Eukaryota; Fungi; Ascomycota; Sordariomycetes; Glomerellales; Glomerellaceae. The coding region runs from base 1 to 780 and encodes 259 amino acids. The record is from RefSeq and is a predicted model, not a curated record. The transcript has 2 exons.
AUGAUUUUAGGUGCUCCGGUGUCGAACAUUUUGUUUUUCCUGGAAUCUCUCUCUUCGUCUAUCCAAUCCCCCAAUGGUUUACCGGUAGCCUUGAGAACCAUCUCGGCCCAUCUCACAACAUCGAUACACCCCUUCAACAGCCGCUCAUCAUCAUCAUCAGCAGUAGCAUCGGCAGCAGCAGCAGCAUCAAUGAUGAGUUAUCCGCGUGUCCCAAAAGUGCACGUCCUUGCUGGCGACCAACUAUACCCUAUAACGGAACAAUGGCAGUUUGACCGAAUGAGGCGAUUGGGUGUCGACAUGUGUGACUGGGAUAGCAUCAACGGACGGCUUCUGCGCUACGACCCCCCCGCAGAGCUCCCCUACGAACCUGCGGUCGCCUCCGGCCUGGUGAGAGUCUUCAUCGACAUCACCAACCGCCCAGCCGUCCUUCCCCCCGGCUUCUGGGCCACCGAAAAGAUCCUCAUUGGCCCUAGUUGGGGCGUACCGGGCUGGGUUCCCUGGUUUCCGACAGACCCUCUGUUCCUGAGCAAUGAGAGAUCUCUUGGAGGACGUCCUGGGAAGUUCGACUACAUGCAGUGGUGUGGUACCUGUGGGAAGUGGCUCCUCGGACAGUUCUUCUUCGAGCACAUCGGCGCCCGCGAGGAUUCUCGCACCUGCAACCGGUGUGUCAUGCGAAGAGACCUCCGCAACCAGGUCUACGAUUCGAGGGACGCCUGGAUCGCGGCAAAGCAGCCGAUGAUGAUGUGGCUUUGCCCCUGUGAACCGGGCUACGACCACUAG